CGUCGGAUUUCUAUCCGUAGGUACUGUUAUAUGGCAAAGUUUUGAUGUACCAAGUGAUACAUAUCUUCCUGGGAUGGAACUAGGGUUGUUUGAACUAAACACAACCCAGCCAAGCUAUAACAUCCUUGUUUCUUGGGCAAGCCCCCAAAACCCAGCUCGCGGUCCCUUCACUUUAACCAUGGACCGGAUCAACUUCACAAAGCUUACUGUUUGGAGAGGAGAUGGACGCCAGAUGGAUAUCGCGUUCUGGGAUGGACAACACCUAAGGUUUAUUUUUGACAACACAACUGAAAAUAAUGACUACACUUUUAGGUACCAAACCAUUGAUGAAGAAGCUGCCUACUACACUUUUAGCAACAAUAAGAAGUACGACCUCAUAUGGUUUGUCAUGUCUUCAACUGGAAAUUUGGACCAGUUUUUUUUGGCGAACGGGAAUAUUUGGUCUGUGAGUCAUGGUUUGUGUGAGGACUCGAGCGGGGGUAAUACUGGAAAAUGUUUGGCGACUUUACCAUCUAUGUGUGACCAUGGCGAUGAUUUUUCUGUGAUGAAUGGUUCGUUGCCAUCUACGUCUAAUAAUGGAUCCAUUUAUAUGGGUACUAGUGAUUGUGAAACUUUGUGCAAGAGCAAUUGUUCUUGCACUGCAUUUGUUGCGGUUCAGGAUGGUCAACCAGUUUGUCAACUUUAUUAUCAGAGUAAGAAGGAUCUUUUGAAGAUUGUUGAUGAGAAGGGCACUGGGAUUAUUUACAUUCGUGGUGGUAGUACUUCUUCAAGUGAUGGUAAAAAAUUGAAACUCUGGCUGGCUAUCGCAGUUCCUUUGGCUUUCCUCUUGAUUCUUAUGCCAAUAUCAUUAUGCUGCUAUCUGCAUUAUGGAAAUAGACUUCAAGCAGGAGAUGAAGCAAGGAAACAAGAAGAGAUUAUCAAUUCGGAUCAAGUGAGAUUAGUCCAAAUUGGUUCCACCAACGUGUCACCAAUUCAAUAUAACGAAGAUAGAAUUGUGAAUAUGAUGGAAUUAGGCAGGCAAAAGGAUCAAGAACUACCCUUGUUUAGUUUUUCUACCAUACAAACUGCGACCAAUGACUUUGCCAAGGCUAAUAAACUGGGUGAAGGUGGAUUUGGCCCUGUUUAUAAGGGUUUGCUAGUGGAUGGGAGGGAAAUUGCAGUGAAAAGGUUGUCCGAAAUUUCGAGGCAAGGUUUGGAGGAGUUCAAAAACGAAGUGUUAGUUAUUUGUAAGCUUCAGCACAGGAAUUUGGUUAGGCUUUUGGGAUGCUGCAUUGAAGGAGAAGAAAGUAUAUUAAUUUAUGAGUAUAUGCCCAACAAAAGCCUGGAUUCUUUCAUUUUUGAUUCAACCAAACGGAAGCUUUUGGAUUGGAGAAAGCGCAUGAACAUUAUUGAAGGGAUUGCUCAAGGCAUCCUGUAUCUUCACAAAUACUCAAGAUUAAGGAUCAUUCACCGCGAUUUAAAGACAAGCAAUAUUCUCUUGGAUAGUGACAUGAACCCUAAAAUAUCGGAUUUUGGCAUGGCAAGAAUUUUCGCAGACAGUGACACUAAAGGAAAAACAAGCCGGGUUGUUGGUACAUUUGGUUAUAUGUCUCCUGAGUAUGCCAUGGGCGGCCUCUUUUCCGAAAAAUCAGAUGUGUUUAGCUUUGGAGUGAUCUUAUUAGAGAUCAUAAGUGGCAAGAAGAACAUUGCCUUCUUUGAGGCUGAUGAUCCAUUAAACUUACUAGGCAAUGCCUGGAGCUUGUGGAAAGAAGGCAAGAGCAAGGAAUUGAUGGAUUCGACAUUGUCUGGUUCUUGUUCGAGUAAUGAAGUUACCAGAUGCAUUCAGGUGGGUCUUUUGUGUGUGCAAGAAAGAGCUAUGGAUCGACCAAACAUGUCGGAUGUUGUUUCGAUGCUAAGCAACGAAACAUUUGCUCUGCCUCUUCCUAAAGAACCUGCAUCUUGGAGUCAGCUAAGUUCCGCUGAUGCAGAUUCAUCUUCAAGUAGGCAAAGACAUCAAUCUACAAUAGAUGUGACGACUUCAACAAUACAUGCUAGGUAGCAAAGGCUGCUGUUUGUUGUAGAGUUUAGUUCACUUGUAUCAAUGUUGUAAUAUAUCAUAUACAUAUAUGUUUAUCAACAUCCCGCCAUGUUCGGGUGUCCAUUGGUAGACAAAUCCAAUUGAGUGGAGACUGCAUCUUUGCAGGCCAAAAAUAAAUUUAUUUGAUUGCUUUUUUUGAA
Messenger RNA from Malus domestica (apple), 2217 nucleotides. RefSeq names its product G-type lectin S-receptor-like serine/threonine-protein kinase B120. Gene Ontology annotation, biological process: protein phosphorylation. The record is from RefSeq and is a predicted model, not a curated record. Gene Ontology annotation, molecular function: protein serine/threonine kinase activity; ATP binding. NCBI's taxonomy places the organism in Eukaryota, Viridiplantae, Streptophyta, Magnoliopsida, Rosales, Rosaceae.